Clarias gariepinus (North African catfish) is the source of this 822-nucleotide messenger RNA. Its product is annotated as rab effector Noc2-like. Lineage: Eukaryota; Metazoa; Chordata; Actinopteri; Siluriformes; Clariidae. Gene Ontology annotation, molecular function: small GTPase binding. The record is from RefSeq and is a predicted model, not a curated record. Gene Ontology annotation, biological process: intracellular protein transport. The transcript has 7 exons. Bases 154 to 774 code for a protein of 206 amino acids.
CUGAUCUGAGAUCAGCUUUGACUUGAGGUAGGGAUGUGGAUGAGGAAAUCUCAUCAUAGAUUACAAGCAGGCUUGGGCGUGGGAUUCUUUUCCUGUUCGUUUGUGUUGUGGUCUGGCCCCGGUCUCCCUUUGUUUGAGGUGUUUGCUUGAGUUAUGACCGACACCAUGUUUGGUAGCGGGAACCACCAGUGGGUUUGCCCCAACGAUCGACAACUUGCUCUGAGAGCCAAGCUUCACACAGGCUGGUCAGUGCACACGUUCCAGACAGAGAGGCAGAGAAAAACCCAGGUGCUGAACAAAAGGGAGCUGGACAUCAUCAUGAGCGUCAUUCAUCGUGCCGAACAACUCGACAUGAUCGAGCAGCAUCGAGUCGGGCGCCUAAUAGAGCGUUUGGAGAACAUGAGGACAUCAGCAGUGGGCAACGGUCUGUCUCAGUGCCUGCUUUGUGGAGAGGCGCUGGGGCUGCUGGGAACUCCUUCAGUCCUCUGUUUUGACUGCUGCAAGAAAGUGUGCACCAAGUGUGGGAUUGAGAUGGCAUGCAGUCAGAAGAGGGCUCAGUGGCUCUGCAAGAUCUGCAGUGAACAGAGAGAGGUGUGGAAGCGAUCUGGGGCAUGGUUCUACAAGGCACUGCCUAAGUACGUUCACUCGGAGAAGGACUCGUUCAUGGGUAGGAGGCCUGUGACUGAGAGAGAGGAGCAGCCAGUGGCCAGGAGUGUGCCAAUCACCUACACCUGGGCUCACAGGAAAGAAUGGGUUACAGUGAGUCAGCAGUGAGCCAGAAGUCACUCUUGCUUUGGCUGAAUCCAUCAAGCCAGAUUGGAG